This is a messenger RNA of Cyprinus carpio (common carp), 1019 nucleotides long. RefSeq names its product myelin and lymphocyte protein-like. Gene Ontology annotation, biological process: myelination. The record is from RefSeq and is a predicted model, not a curated record. NCBI's taxonomy places the organism in Eukaryota, Metazoa, Chordata, Actinopteri, Cypriniformes, Cyprinidae. Gene Ontology annotation, cellular component: membrane. Gene Ontology annotation, molecular function: structural constituent of myelin sheath.
UGCUCUCCUCACGGAGGGUGUGUCCAUACGGAAGUUUUAGUAAUGGAAGAGCAGGUUUUUCUGGUCUCCAGUGGACAUUGAAAAGACGCGCCCGUGGCUCCGUUACUCCACUCAUUCUAGAGGAUAGCGGGAGCGCGACCAUGGCAGCGGCCACGCAGCAGAUGUCUAGUCUGCCCAGCGGACUCCGGGUCUGUACCACUGUACCGGACAUCCUCUACCUGCCAGAGCUGGUGUUUGGAGGGCUGGUAUGGAUCCUGGUGGCGUCCACACUUGUGUCACCGCCAAACCCUCAAGGAUGGGUGAUGUUUGUAUCAAUCUUUUGCUUUGUGAUGACCUUCGUCUGGCUCAUCAUCUUCGCCUGUGGAGGGCACAAAAACAGCAGCGCCUGGGCUACAGCGGACUUUAUUUAUCACCUGAUUGCUGUUGUGUUCUAUCUGAGCGCCUCAGUGAUCCUGGCCUAUAUUACCACCAUCUUCAAAAAUUCAGUACUGGUUGACCAGUACUAUAAAAUCGACAUUGCAGCUGUGGUGUUCUCGUUUGUUACCACAUUGCUUUACUUCAUCCAUUGCAUCCUUUCUGCUGUGCGAUGGAAAUCCUUCUAAUCAAAGAAUCUGAGAAAUAGAAAAAUAAUCUGACAUAAAUCGUUUAAUAAAUAGUAAAUAAACACUGGAAAACCACUGGGGCUAAAAAGACGAAUAUCAGGGGUCAGUCCUGAGCGACCUCUACUCAGAAACACAAACGCAAUCAUGAUGGAUUAAACCCACUUAUACUUUCCAUACUAGAUUAUUGCAGCCUAAUUACUUUUCUAAUGAUGAUGCAUUCUUAUAUUUGGGGGAAGGGAACAUUUUGAAAUGCUAUCUGUACUUGUACAAUGAUGCUCAGUGUAUAUGUGGAUGAAGAAAUAAUGUGGGUUUUGUAUACUGCUUGUACCUUUGUAACAGAUAAAUCAAUUUUUGUAUAUUUAGCUACUACACACCAUGAACAACAUAUUUUAAUAAAAGAAUAUGAACUGGACAGAA